Messenger RNA from Phaeodactylum tricornutum CCAP 1055/1, 1218 nucleotides. RefSeq lists its product with no specific name. Gene Ontology annotation, molecular function: ATP binding; tryptophan-tRNA ligase activity. The coding region runs from base 1 to 1218 and encodes 405 amino acids. NCBI's taxonomy places the organism in Eukaryota, Bacillariophyta, Bacillariophyceae, Surirellales, Neidiaceae. The record is from RefSeq and is a predicted model, not a curated record. Gene Ontology annotation, biological process: tryptophanyl-tRNA aminoacylation. Gene Ontology annotation, cellular component: cytoplasm. The transcript has a single exon.
AUGGUAGUCAAUGCAUUUGAAGUCAGCGGCAAGAUUGAUUACACCAAGCUGGUUGACAAAUUUGGAUCCAACCUCAUUUCAGACUCUCUUAUGGAUAAGCUGGAAGCGUUAACGGUUGGAAAAGGCCGAGUUCCCCGGAUGCACCGCUUUUUACGCCGGGGAAUGUUCUUCAGCCAUAGAGAUCUCGAUACCUUGCUGCGUCAGGUAGAGGCCGGUGCUCCAAUGUACCUUUACACUGGGCGAGGGCCUAGUUCCCAAUCGAUGCAUCUAGGGCAUCUUAUACCCUUCCUUUUUACCAAAUGGUUGCAAGAUGCCUUGGACGUCCCGUUGGUCAUCCAAAUGACGGAUGACGAAAAGUUCUUAUUUAAAGGACAUUACGAUGACCAAACCGGCGACAAUUUAUUAGACUUUCAAAGUUUGACCAUGGAAAACGCCAGGGAUAUUAUUGCGUGCGGCUUUGACUACAACAAGACCUUUUUGUUUUCAGACUUGGAUUAUGUCGGUAGCAUGUAUCCAAACAUUGUUCGCAUCUGGAAGGCGGUCACGACCAAUACGGUAAACGGAAUUUUCGGUUUCGAUGGAUCUUCAAAUAUUGGCAAGAUUGCUUUUCCCGCCAUUCAAGCCGCGCCGUCUUUUGCCAGUAGUUUUCCAGUCGUCUUGGAAGCUGACCGUAAUUCCAAUCAUUUGUGUCUGAUCCCCUGCGCGAUUGACCAAGAUCCUUACUUCCGCAUGACGCGGGAUGUUGCGCACAAACUAGUUCAUAAGCAACAUGGUCUCGGUGGGAAACCGGCACUGAUUCACUCUAAAUUUUUUCCUCCGUUGCAAGGCGCCGAAGGCAAAAUGUCGAGCUCCAACACGAACUCGGCUAUAUUUUUGACGGAUUCGCCGGAUGACAUUGAGCGGAAAAUUAAACAACACGCCUUUUCUGGUGGACGAGAAACCAAAAAGGAACAGCAAGAGCUCGGAGCUGACUUGGAGGUAGAUGUGUCCUACCAAUGGAUGCGGUUUUUCUUGGAAGACGACGACGAAUUGGAAAAGAUUGGCCAAGAUUACGGUAGCGGAUCCGGCGAAUAUUGGAACACUGGCAAGGUGAAGGGGCGCCUGAUCGAAAUUCUAAAGGAAUUGGUAGCGGAGCAUCAAGAACGACGGGCAACAAUUACCGACGAAGAAGUUCGCAAAUGGAUGGCUGAGCGUAGCAUCGUUAAGAACAGCACUUGA